ACGUCAUUCAAUCAUGUAAACAACAUUGUCUUAACAGCAUCCGCCCAAAUCUCUAGCGACUUCUCUAAAGCUCUAACAAACUAUUUCCCAAUAUCAAAGUAAAUGGCGAAUACGGCUACGAGCCCCGGCGGAGAUGGCGGAGAAAGCGGCGGUUCGGUUAGGGAGCAGGACAGAUACCUACCAAUAGCGAAUAUAAGCAGGAUCAUGAAGAAGGCGUUGCCUCCCAACGGAAAGAUUGGGAAAGAUGCUAAAGACACUGUCCAAGAAUGCGUCUCUGAGUUCAUCAGCUUCAUCACCAGCGAGGCAAGUGAUAAGUGCCAGAAAGAGAAAAGGAAAACUGUGAAUGGUGAGGAUUUGUUGUGGGCAAUGUCAACAUUAGGAUUUGAGGAUUACUUGGAACCCUUAAAGGUAUACCUUGCGAGGUACAGAGAGUUGGAGGGGGAUAAUAAGGGCUCAGGAAAGAGCGGGGAUAGUAACAACAGAGAUGCAGCUGGGGGUGUUUCUGGUGAAGAGUUGCCGGUAGUAUAGAGUCCAAUGCUACAAGCCUACAACCUUUCUAGCUGGUGAGGCUAGAAGUUGCAAGUGAGCUCUUUAGAGAUAAAGAACAACUCCAACAUGAUCAAGGGAUAUUAGAGACCAGUGUGUUGUCUUUAGAUUUGAGCUGGUCGACUACUUCUAUUUAGAGAUUCUAUUUCGCGUUUAUUGUCAGUUUCGGUUAUGUGAUCAUUUGAGAACUUUGGUUAUCUGUUUCCGGUUUAGUUGGUUGUAGUUGAAGAUAUGAGAAGUAUUUGAAAGAAGAAAAAGUUUCUCCACUAUCA
Messenger RNA from Brassica napus (rape), 818 nucleotides. RefSeq names its product nuclear transcription factor Y subunit B-1. Gene Ontology annotation, biological process: regulation of transcription by RNA polymerase II. The transcript has 6 exons. Gene Ontology annotation, molecular function: DNA-binding transcription activator activity, RNA polymerase II-specific; protein heterodimerization activity; RNA polymerase II cis-regulatory region sequence-specific DNA binding. Gene Ontology annotation, cellular component: CCAAT-binding factor complex; nucleus. The record is from RefSeq and is a predicted model, not a curated record. Lineage: Eukaryota; Viridiplantae; Streptophyta; Magnoliopsida; Brassicales; Brassicaceae. Bases 103 to 528 code for a protein of 141 amino acids.